Centruroides sculpturatus (bark scorpion) is the source of this 1283-nucleotide messenger RNA. Its product is annotated as elongation of very long chain fatty acids protein 4-like. The transcript is spliced from 8 exons. Gene Ontology annotation, molecular function: fatty acid elongase activity. Gene Ontology annotation, biological process: fatty acid elongation, polyunsaturated fatty acid; very long-chain fatty acid biosynthetic process; fatty acid elongation, monounsaturated fatty acid. The record is from RefSeq and is a predicted model, not a curated record. Lineage: Eukaryota; Metazoa; Arthropoda; Arachnida; Scorpiones; Buthidae. Gene Ontology annotation, cellular component: endoplasmic reticulum membrane. The coding region runs from base 113 to 1057 and encodes 314 amino acids.
AAUAUAUUCCGCUAGAUGUCCUUUUCCUUCGAUAAUCCAUAAACGUGCAGUAUGUUCUUUUGAGGUAGAGUGUAGAACAGCUGCUCAUUCAAGUAUAUAGCUGAGAUCAAACAUGGAUAUACCUGGGCUUGAUGACAUACUUCAUAGUUUAACACACUUACAUGAUAAUUACAAAUGGACUUUAUCAUUUGCAGAUAGAAGGGUUGCAGAUUGGCCUUUAAUGAGCUCACCCUUGCCAACCAUAAUUCUUAUCAUCCUUUACCUAUUAACAAUUCAUUGGGGACCUCAGUUAAUGUCUAAUAAAGAACCUUUUCAACUUAAGUGGACUCUUGUGAUCUAUAAUCUUACUGUCAUGCUUUUGAACUUGUAUAUUGGGGUUGAGUUAUAUCAUUGUGCCUUGAAACGUCAAUACAACUGGUCCUGCCAGCUGGUUGAUUAUUCUGACAAUCCAUAUGAAGUCAGGAUUGCAAAGGCUUUAUGGUGGUACUAUUUCUCAAAACUAGUUGAAUUUCUUGAUACUAUAUUCUUCAUUCUACGGAAGAAGAGUAAUCAACUCACAUUUCUUCAUGUUUAUCAUCAUUCAACAAUGUUUGGAUUAUGGUGGAUUGGAGUGAAAUGGGUACCUGGUGGAUCAGCUGCUCCUGGUGCUAUGGCUAAUUCAUUUGUUCAUGUUGUCAUGUAUUUAUAUUAUGGACUUUCUGCUUUUGGACCUUCAGUUCAAAAGUACUUAUGGUGGAAAAAAUAUUUGACUGUUCUUCAACUUAUUCAGUUUAUUGCAGCUGUAACUAUGGGUAUUAAUGCAAUUGCUACAGGAUGUCGCUUCACUUUGUGGAUGCAAUAUGCUCUAGUAGCCUAUUCAUUUUCAUUUAUACUUCUUUUUGGAAACUUUUAUUGGAACUCUUAUGUUAAAAAGAAUAAAAGGAAACAAUUAUCUACAGAAGAACAUAUUCCUAAUGGAAUAAUAAAAUCAAAUAGUAGUCAUUUCCAUAGGAAAUACAUUUCCAGCCAAGGAUCACUAUAUGCUGCGAGGAGAAAAGUAGACAAAGUCAGAUCUUAAAAUGCAUCGGAUUAACUAAAAUUAUUAUAAUUUUUUCUUUUAAAUUUACUUAAUUUAUUAAUCUUAUUAUUGAUUUUAAUUGUCAUGAUACUAUAAAUCAAAAAGUACUUAAUAAUAAUAAUAAUAAUAAUAAUAAUACAGUAAUAAUAAUAAUAAUAAUGGAUUGUAUUGUAAAAAUAUAUAACAACAUUGUUUUUCUGAAUUGAAUCAAUUUCCAUAAUUUUAU